UCGAUAAUUUGAUUUUGAUUUGCAGCACCACAAAUGUUGCAAGUUGACAAAGAUUUCAUUUACGAUUUUCGAGUUAGACAAUUGUCAAAGCGACGAGCAUGGCGCGUUGCUACCUGUGCAACUGCACAUUUGCGGACAAAAAGGUGUACGAGCACAUGUUCGACCGGCGCUACAAUGCGAACGGCAUUGAACAGAAGACGCUGGCCAAUAUAUUGGCCAUGGUGCUGGGCCAUCAGCUGCAGGAAGAUCAGCUGCACUCCACGUUUGUGUGCAGCACCUGCAAGGUGAGCCUGCUCAAUUAUGAGGCAAUGGAGAAUCAAUUGCUUGCGGCCCGACGGGAAAUAAUACAGCUGCGCAGGUCAACCCUUGAACUAUAUGAAAAACAGAAAGAAGAAGACGACUAUCUAAGUGAGGACAGCAGCUUGCUGGAGUCAGACCUUAUCGAGGAGCAAGCAAAAGCCAGUCUCGAGCAUAUGAACCUGCUGCAACAGUGCUCAGAGGAUAUAGACCUAAUGUAUGAUACGGACGACGAUUUAAUAGCAGAGUGCGAUAGUACAGACGAAGACGAUGAGGAAGAUGAACUGGAAGUUAAUUUCAAAAUGAAGCCAGCUGGCAAGCAAUCGACAGCCCAAGCCAAAGCGAGCUGCACAUAUUGUGGGAAGACGUUUGCUCGGCGCCAAUGGCUGGAGGAGCACGAGCGCGUACACACGGGCGAGCGGCCCUAUAAGUGCGACCAGUGCGAUGCAACCUUUGCGCAACGCGCCAAUUUUCGCACUCACCGGUCAGUCACGCACCAGAACAAGGCUAACUUUAAGUGCAACCAGUGCGAGCGGAGCUUUAAGCGCAAGCGGUUGCUGGACAAUCACAUCAAAUCAAAGCACACUCAGCUUCGAGACUUGAAAUGCGAACACUGCGAGGCGACGUUCACGAAUCCGGUGAAUAUGGUCAAGCAUCUGCUCUGUCAUACCGGCGAGAAGAACUACAGCUGCCAGAUCUGUGGCAAGCAAUUCAGUCGUGCCGAGAAUCGGAACGUUCAUCACUUUGUACACAGCAUUCGAAAGCCUUAUGUUUGCGUCGUCUGUGACGAGGGUUUCAUGCGUAAGCAGCAGCUCCAACAGCAUAUAGCCGCUACCCAGCAUCCAAAUCCGAAGAUCGUUCGCCGUAAGCCGCUGUUCAGUGCUGCAAACUCCGACAAGCUGCUCCAACGGCCGCUCAGUGAGGCUAACAAAUAAC
Messenger RNA from Drosophila hydei, 1233 nucleotides. RefSeq names its product zinc finger protein 611-like. The coding region runs from base 99 to 1232 and encodes 377 amino acids. The transcript is spliced from 3 exons. NCBI's taxonomy places the organism in Eukaryota, Metazoa, Arthropoda, Insecta, Diptera, Drosophilidae. Gene Ontology annotation, cellular component: nucleus. Gene Ontology annotation, molecular function: zinc ion binding. The record is from RefSeq and is a predicted model, not a curated record.